AGGCCCAUUUAAGUCAGAGAGGAGAGGGAUGCUCGAAUUUCCAACCAACAUUUGAUUCGGUGAUGUCUAAUAUGCACGUUAUCUCUUUAUAAGGAGAACACAAUAGUGUCCAUUAUUCAGAAAUAAAAGAAUAGAUGUGAUUUAUGAACAGGGCAGGGAAGUAUCCAGCCAUGUUAUUAAUCUGUGAAUCUUAACUCAUAUGCAUAUACUUGCUCGAUUUCCAUUGACGCGCGUCCAUUCAAGUACGUUAUGCCAUCGUUGUGACGAAGUAUUGCUGUGAUCAAUUCUCGUAUCUUAACAUUGGAGGAAGGCUCACUUUAUUGUAUAAGUUUUUCCUGAACACACAAAAAUCUGAUUAUCACGACUGAUAAGUUGAAAUUCAUAUGUAAGGAUGGAUUAGGGUUUAGCCGUACGUUAACACGUAAGUACUAAAUAAUAUUUUGAUACAAGUAAGUUUCUUUUUUAACGGAGGCGAGUAAUACAACGAAGGUAUCAGGUAGAUACGCUAGUUGAAUAGAAAACAGAAAACAACGAGGAACGUCUUAUCAUGCCAUCAAUGGUGAUAGGGAACGGCCGUCAGAUGGUCAGCCAAAAUAAUAGAUUAAGACGUCGGCUGUUGUCUGCCAGACGGUUCUACCGCUCGUCCGGAAUUUACCGCCAACAUGUUAGACGUCUUCUAUAAUCGGUUGUGAUACUUUUGUCCGUGUUUUGCUUGGAGAACGGUUCCUCAUUAUUUGCAUUGGGAUGUUGGACAUAAAGAGCUCCGGAUAAAACUCUCAACACACUGAUUCUAAUCACGAUGGGAAAUUAUUAUGUUCAUUUGCGAGUGAAGGGAACUCUUAACUAGAAGGUGUUGUAACUUUUGGUGGCCUCGUUGGAAUGAUUAGGAGCCGCUAAUCAUAUUGAGUCGCAUGCGGUGCUUCCCGCUCCAUUAGUUCGCUAUGGGUCUAUGACUAUACGUUGCGGUAAAUGAGAUCGGUUAUCAUAAGCCACUAGAACAAUAGGAAAUCGUAUGAGAGUGCCAGCAGCUCCAGUAUAUUAUCACAAAACUCGUCUGGCCUGCAGAAGUUCGGGAAAUUAAACCAGUAUGACUAUGUUAGUUAGUUCAAUCUUCGAUUGUUCGUGGAUCAAAGUGAUUAUUUGCCGAUUGAUAAUAUCUGGAGCCCUUUUUACCUGAGUGAAAAAUUGAUCGCUAAACAAUGACAAUGUCACUGAAUGCGUCUACUGACGGCAACCUAACCACGCCUCUUUAUACUGAAUCCACCCCUUUAUCCUUUAACUACACCAAUAACAAUUUGUACCGCACGUUUUGUCCCGAAGCAGUAGCUGUUGACAAAUACGUUACCCCAUACACGUACGUCAUUGGGUUUCCCGGAAACAUUUUCUCUCUGAUUAUAUGGCUCCAGCGGCGCAUGCGGAAUUCCUCUGGAUAUUACCUUGCUGCCCUGGCCCUUGUGGACCUAGUGUUUUUGUCACUGCAAGUGAUAUACGAACUCAAUGAGAAAUGGGAAGUGAAGUGCCUGGAUUUACCUUUCGUUUGUGAAUUUUACCCCAUCGUAUUUUUGACGUCUCAGUAUCUGUCCCCUCUCCUUGUCUUGUCUUUUACCGUCGAGCGAUACAUAAGUAUCUGUCACCCAUUUAAAAGAGAGACCUGGUGCACAACGACAAGAGCUAAAUUAGUGAUCAUCGGUACAACAUUUGGUUGUUUAUGCAUAAACAGCAUUCAAGGCUACUUUUGGUCUUACGACUCGGAGAACAAAACAUGCCUUCUUCGAGGAAAGGUGAUUGAAAAUGGAACCCAAUCCUUCUGGGCAAUAUGGACAUGGUGUGUGGAGGCGUUUGUGUUUCUGUUAGUGCCGUUGUCCAUUCUGUAUUUCAAUAUUCAUGUAAUUGUGGAAGCAAGAAGACUUUCAAAGUUUGAACAGUGCACGUUACAUACACGUACUCAUCGAAAUUCUGCCACGACAGUUAUGUUAUUGGCCGUUUCAUUUUACCAAAUAUUCACAACACUUCCGGUGACAAUCGUUGUGACCUUAUAUUAUACCUUUCCUCCGGGUCAGUUAAACGAUUUGCCCACAAUUACCGAUGCAUGGAAGGCCCAUUUCCAGUAUUACUGGGCAAAAACGAUAAUCGAGGAAAUAGGUUUGACUCAUUAUGCGGGGAACUUCUACAUUUACAUGCUAACUGGCAAAAUUUUCAGACAGGAGUUCAAAAAACUUAUGCGGCCAUUGAUUGGUGGAUUGAAGGUAAAACUUACUAAUACUUCAAUGACCGAAUAUUCAACUGUCCGAACCGGAAGUGUUAAGCAUAAAAGGGAACUUACAGUGCGCAUGUGUAAUGGGAAUGCCAAUGGUCACCCCAUUGACUCUACCGAGAGUGAACCAGUUCUGAACUCCUCGGAAACGCAACUGUAACGUAAUUGUGAUAUUGAUUAUGUGAGGUAUACUGACGUGAAUGCAUGCAUAUGCGUGUGCAGAUUAAUCUGAGUGGGCCAAACAGUAUCUGUUUGUUGUUUGUACCACUGUAUUUAUUUAAAUUUGUAAAUAAUAUUUAUAUGAAACGUCUUGUUAUUUUGUAUCAGCAGUGACACAAAUUUAUGCUUUGAAAUUAAUGAACGUGAUAUUUGUUAGAAAUGCAUUUGUGUUCAAAGCAAUAUCGAAUGCGUUUGAAUUUACAAUAAAGAAAUAAAUUCAAAA
Molecule: messenger RNA, 2696 nt
Organism: Ostrea edulis (European flat oyster)
Lineage: Eukaryota; Metazoa; Mollusca; Bivalvia; Ostreida; Ostreidae
Product: probable G-protein coupled receptor 139
Exons: 2
Coding region: 1200-2414 (404 amino acids)
Biological process (GO): G protein-coupled receptor signaling pathway
Cellular component (GO): plasma membrane
Molecular function (GO): G protein-coupled receptor activity
Source: RefSeq, a predicted model, not a curated record